AUGGUCGUCGUUGCCUUCUUGGAAACGACAGACAUCGAAACAUCUCCAGGAAUAGUGUGCUCUGUGCUGCUGGGCACCGUAUCGGAAUUCUUGGAAGCGGGCUGGAUCGGCUCGUCGGUCACUGGACGCCUCAAAUUUCUCGUCUCGUCUCGCGUUUUUGCAGCUCUUCUGCUUCGGCCACGCCUACUUCCACUUCUAACGCUUAUCUUAUCGCCUCAAAUCAUAACAACACUAUUGAAUGCACUAAUGCAGCCAUAUGCAAGAUACAUGCGAAUCUAUGACGAUGUGGCCGUGAGCGAACGAUCUCGAUCGCCAACCUCAACGUUGACCACCGAAAUGUGCGCCUCGUCACCGACGUCGAGCAUCGGCACUCAGUGCCCGAUCUACGAGAACGUGGCCGACUUCGCACCGUUGGCGGCUCGAGGCGCCGACUCGGCGACACCGCCGUUUGACCGAUCACAGCGGCUGAACAUGGACUUCAUCAACCACAUUCCGCCACCGCCGCUGACUGGCAGCGUCGACCUGGACAAGAGUUCGUCGGAUUACGGGACAAGUCGCCGUACGAAACGACCGCUCGACAUGCGGCCACUUUCCCUUCCUGCAAGCGAAAGGAAGCGUCUGGAACAGAAGUCGAACAAUGUGCUGAUAGCUGUGAUCGGAAGUACGAUUAAGGAUAUGGCUUUCGGUGUUCGCAAAUCUCUUUGGACAAACGCGUUCGUCUUCAGUCCAGAGUCGCAGAAGUUCAUGAAUUUGGUGUAUUGGCCGUGA
Molecule: messenger RNA, 768 nt
Organism: Necator americanus (New World hookworm)
Lineage: Eukaryota; Metazoa; Nematoda; Chromadorea; Rhabditida; Ancylostomatidae
Exons: 5
Coding region: 1-768 (255 amino acids)
Cellular component (GO): cell surface
Source: RefSeq, a predicted model, not a curated record